Molecule: messenger RNA, 486 nt
Organism: Arxiozyma heterogenica
Lineage: Eukaryota; Fungi; Ascomycota; Saccharomycetes; Saccharomycetales; Saccharomycetaceae
Gene: TPM2
Product: tropomyosin TPM2
Exons: 1
Coding region: 1-486 (161 amino acids)
Source: RefSeq, a predicted model, not a curated record
AUGGAAAAGAUCAAGGAAAAGAUUGCUGCUUUUAAGUUAGAAGCUGAAUCAUGGCAAGACAAAUAUGAAGAACUGAAGGAGCAAUUCAAGCAACUAGAACAAGAAAACAUUGAAAAGGAAAACCAAAUCAAAUCUUUGACUGUCAAAAAUGAACAACUGGAUAGUGAAAUCGAAAAAUUAGAAGCUGAAUUGGCUGAAUCCAAACAAUUAGCCGAAGAUUCUAACACUUUGAGAUUGACUAAUGGUAACUACACCAGAAAGAAUGAACAAUUGGAAAAUGACCUAGAAGAAACUGAUGCCAAGUUGAAGGAAACCUUGGAUAAAUUAAGAGAUGCCGAUUUGAAGGUCGAAGAAUUGGAAAGAAGAUUAAAUGCAGUUGAAGAAGAAAAGGAAAAAAUGGAAGAAAAGAAUGAACAAUUGGCUGCUCAAUACGCUGAAGCUAAACAAGAAUUAGAUGAUAUUGCUGCCUCCUUGGAAAAUUUAUAA